UAGUACAAGCAAUUCCCAACCAUAUCAUCACCAAUCUAGAGUCUCCAAAAAAAUUGGUUUUGAACCACACAUACUCUUCUCUUUGAACAAAACAAAACUUGCUUCUUGCAGAGAAAUUUGUAUAUACCAGUGCAGAGACUAAAACAUGGGAGAAGAAGUUUUACAGAGGAAGUUGGAGACAACUCCUACAUGGGCUGUUGCAAUUGUGUGCUUUGUCAUGCUCGCUAUUUCAAUCCUCAUUGAACAUAUUAUUGAAGAACUUGGAAAGUGGUUGAAAAAGAAACACAAAAAGGCUCUUCAUGAAGCGCUGGAAAAGGUUAAAGGAGAGCUUAUGCUGCUGGGAUUCAUAUCCUUGCUCCUAGUGGUGUUUGAAGAUCGAAUUACCUCUAUCUGCAUCUCAGAAAGUCUUGCUUCCACUUGGAAUCCUUGCGAUCCUGAUUAUAAGAGUAAAGGUCCAGAAGGAUAUAUUGACAAAUGCGCACAAAAAGAUAAAGGAAAAGUUGCUUUUAUCUCUGAAUAUGGGAUUCACCAGCUCCAUAUAUUCGUCUUUGUGCUUGCUAUCUUUCACAUCCUACAGUGCAUCAUGACACUGACUUUGGGUAGAACUAAGAUGUCAAUAUGGAGGAAGUGGGAAGACGAAACGAAGAGUCUUGAACAUCAGUUCUACCAUGAUCCUGAGAGGUUCAGGUUUGCUAGGGAUACAACGUUUGGACGAAGGCACUUGAACUCAUGGAGUAAAUCACCAAUUUUAUUAUGGAUAAUUAGCUUCUGCAGACAAUUCUAUGGAUCAGUUAAUAAGGUUGACUAUAUGGCAUUACGACAUGGAUUCAUAGUGGCACAUUUGACUCCAGCAAGUGAGACGAAAUUUGACUUCCAGAACUAUAUCAAGAGAACACUUGAUGAGGAUUUUGCAGUAGUUGUGGGAAUAAGUCCAACUAUUUGGUUCUUUGCAGUGCUAAUUCUGCUCACAAAUACUAAUGGAUGGUAUUCUUAUUUGUGGCUACCAUUUAUCCCACUAAUUAUAAUCUUGUUGGUGGGAACAAAGCUACAAAUGAUCAUAACAGAUAUGGCACUAAGGAUUCAAGAUAGGGGGGAAGUGGUCAAGGGUGCACCAGUGGUUGAGCCAGGAGAUGAAUUGUUCUGGUUCAGUCGCCCUCGCCUCGUUCUCUUUCUGAUUCAUCUCGUUCUAUUUCAGAAUGCAUUUCAAUUGGCGUUUUUUGCUUGGAGCACAUACGACAACAAGUUCAAAAUAAACAAUUGCUUUCACCGAACUACUGAAGAUAUCGUCAUCAGACUUACAAUGGGGGUUCUCACCCAAGUUCUAUGCAGCUACGUUACUUUGCCUCUUUAUGCUCUAGUCACACAGAUGGGUUCUACGAUGAAACCCACCAUUUUCAAAGAUAACGUGGCAUCAGCACUAAAGAACUGGCAUCACACUGCUAAAAAGCAUCUAAAACACAACAAGGAUUCGACUUCUAACACCCCAUUCUCAAGCAGACCAGGAACUCCAACUCAUGGCAUGUCUCCGGUGCACUUGCUUCACAUGCACCCUAGACACAGUGAUAGUCCACUGGUUUCUCCAAGAGCAUCCAAUUAUGAAAAUGGUCAAUGGGAUGUUGAAGGGUCACAUUCCCCAAGCCACCAUGCAAGAGAUGUUGACCAUGAAGAGACCAUGAUGAUGCAGCCUCCAGCAGCAGAAUUGCCUCCUACGGGACCCAAUCCUAUUCGAACUCAACAUGAAAUCAACAUUGCUUUAUCUGAAUUUUCAUUUGGGAGGGGACGCAACCCUGGUAGAUCAGAUGAGUAUUAGAAACAUCUCCUUGUAUUAUAGCUUUGAAGAUUGAAGUGAAACUGAUCAAGUAAAUUUUCUUCGGACAACAUGAUUUGUUACUUGAUUACAUUUCUUGUAUAAGAUGGACUUUCACUUUCACUGUGUAA
Vigna angularis (adzuki bean) is the source of this 1938-nucleotide messenger RNA. Its product is annotated as MLO-like protein 6. Bases 146 to 1810 code for a protein of 554 amino acids. Gene Ontology annotation, cellular component: membrane. Lineage: Eukaryota; Viridiplantae; Streptophyta; Magnoliopsida; Fabales; Fabaceae. The record is from RefSeq and is a predicted model, not a curated record. The transcript is spliced from 15 exons. Gene Ontology annotation, biological process: defense response.